AUGGUGCCAGUUAUCAGAAAUAGGUCACUACUAGUUCUCACAGGAUCUAGAAAAGUAGUCCUUACCAAAAAGGGUGCACAGCUUAGAAAGCACAUUGAUGCCACCUUGGGUAGUGGAAACCUGAGAGAAGCAGUAAGGCUUCCCCCUGGGGAGGAUUUAAAUGAGUGGCUUGCUGUCAACACCGUCGAUUUCUUCAACCAGGUGAAUCUGCUCUAUGGUACUCUCACAGAGUUCUGUACACCGGAAAACUGCCCUACAAUGACUGCUGGUCCCAAGUAUGAGUACAGAUGGGCAGAUGGCGUACAAAUCAAGAAACCAAUUGAGGUGUCUGCUCCAAAAUAUGUUGAAUAUUUAAUGGAUUGGAUUGAAGUUCAGCUUGAUGACGAGUCCAUAUUUCCUCAAAAGCUUGGUGCACCAUUUCCUGUCAACUUCAAGGAGGUUGUGAAGACAAUAUUCAAACGACUUUUCCGUGUAUAUGCCCACAUAUAUCACUCGCACUUUCAGAAAAUUGUGAGUCUCAAGGAGGAAGCCCAUCUAAAUACAUGCUUCAAGCAUUUCAUACUAUUUACACAUGAAUUUGGGCUAAUUGACAAGAAGGAGCUAGCACCUCUUCAAGAGCUUAUAGAAUCCAUCAUUGUCCCUUAUUGAAUGGAUGCAGUGAGAGAUUUUAGCAACAUGAUAAACAUAGAUGAAUAAUGUUAAUAAAUAAUGAUUUGCUGCUGAUUAUCUUAUUCUAUAAAAUGACUUAUGGGGUAUGUAUCGAUAACUCUUUAAUUGUUUAAAGUUUGGAUGGAAAAGUUUCUUCUAUAAAUCAAGAAAAUUGCAGAAAGACACUAGUUCAGGCUGA
Molecule: messenger RNA, 847 nt
Organism: Carica papaya (papaya)
Lineage: Eukaryota; Viridiplantae; Streptophyta; Magnoliopsida; Brassicales; Caricaceae
Source: RefSeq, a predicted model, not a curated record